This is a messenger RNA of Carcharodon carcharias (great white shark), 4479 nucleotides long. RefSeq names its product PDZ domain containing 8 (gene pdzd8). The coding region runs from base 169 to 3567 and encodes 1132 amino acids. The transcript has 5 exons. Gene Ontology annotation, molecular function: protein binding; lipid binding. The record is from RefSeq and is a predicted model, not a curated record. Gene Ontology annotation, cellular component: mitochondria-associated endoplasmic reticulum membrane contact site. Lineage: Eukaryota; Metazoa; Chordata; Chondrichthyes; Lamniformes; Lamnidae. Gene Ontology annotation, biological process: mitochondrial calcium ion homeostasis.
UAGCAGAGAGGCUGCUCCUUUCAUUGUGCUGCCGGCCGGUUGGGCCGGGCCGAUGUAAACAUGGAGCCGUGAGUAGAGCGGCAGCAGCUGGGCUGGGAUGGAGGGGGAAGGAGCCGCAAUGCAAAGGGAGGUGAGCGAAUGAAGGAUUAGAAGCGAGACCCCAGCAAGAUGAUUUAUUUAAUACUGCUGUCUGCUCUGGCGGGGGCUGUGUGUGUGCUGCUGCUGCAGAUUCUGUUGCUGUAUCGGAACAAACCGGAGCCGGUGCCCCGGCAUGUGCAAUAUGUCAAGCCCGUGGUCGAGCCCUCGCUCCUGGAUUAUUUCAGCGGCGGGAAGGAGCCUCCGGCCUCCCCGGACUCGGCUUGCUCAGUGUCCGCCAGCGGCAGCAGGUCCGAGAGCUGCCACUUCCUCAACGCCAUCUUUUUGUUUCUCUUUCGGGAGCUCCGAGAUACCCCCAUCGUCCGGCACUGGCUGACCAAGAAGAUCAAAGUGGAGUUCGAGGAGUUGCUGCAGACCAAGACAGCGGGCCGCCUGCUGGAGGGGCUCAGCCUGCGGGAUAUCUCCCUGGGCAACGCGCUGCCCGUCUUCAAGAGCGCCAAAUUACUGCAGCCCCCGGUGCCCGGGCCCGGCUCUGGCUCUGGCUCCGGCUCCGGCUCUCAGGAGGAGGAGGCCGCCGCCGGCCCUGCCGCUGCCGGAGUGCCCGAGGAACUCAACUUCGAGCUGGAGCUCGAGUACAACGGGGGCUUCCACCUGGCCAUCGACGUGGACCUGGUCUUCGGCAAGUCGGCUUACCUCUUUGUCAAGAUGAGGAGGGUGGUGGGCCGCCUGAGGCUGCAGUUCACCCGGCGUCCUUUCACCCACUGGUCCUUCGCCUUCAUGGACGAGCCCUUCAUCGACUUCGAGGUGAAGUCGCAGUUCGAGGGCCGGCCCAUGCCCCAGCUCACCUCCAUCAUUGUCAACCAGCUUAAGAGGGUCAUCAAGCGGAAACAUACUUUGCCCAACUACAAGAUCAGGUACAAACCAUUCUUUCCGUACCAAGUCCUUCCAACGGUAAAUGCAGCAAACAGUGACCUUUACAUGCAAGACUCGAGCAUCAUCGAAGGACGCCUAAAAGUCACAGUGGUUGAGUGCAGCAGGUUAUUUAUCCUGGGAUUCUAUGAUCGAGCUGAACACAUUCACUGUACUCUGGAGUUGAGCACCAGCGUUUGGAAAGAGAAGUCUAGAAGUUCCAUCAAAACGGUAGAGCUAAUUAAAGGAAAUUCACAAAGCGUAGGACUGACUUUCCGCCAAAUCCAGGGCAGUGAUGGAGAUGCAGUGCACGUUAGUGUUGAAACUGUGACCCCUAACUCAUCGGCUGCAGCUGCUGACCUCCAAAAAGGAGAUCGUCUCAUUGCGAUUGGAGGCGUCAAGGUGACAUCCUCAGUCCAUGUUUUGAAGCUUAUAAAACAAGCUGGUGACAAAGUACUGGUUUACUAUGAGAGGCCUGUAGGUGGACAUCAGAAUCAACAAUGCAGCUCCCUCCAAGAUAACUUUGGCCAACUUGAGGACACAGGCUUUGGUCCACAGUUUGGUCAACAAACAUUCGAUGAUGAUAGUGUUUUAGACAGUGCCGAUGGGAAAGACUUAGAUUCUGAAUUCGAAGAACUGAUGUGCCCUGAAAUCAAACCGCCACCCACAAUAUUAAAGGAGGAUUUCGCACCAACCAGUCAAAGUCCAAAGCGCUCAGUAGCUACACUUGCCACAAAGCCCCUAGGAUCUAUAUCUCCAAUUCUGAAUCGGAAAUUAAAUUUGGGGAAUUAUCAGAUUCCUCUGAAAUCACAGCAAAAAGACACGGUUAAAUCUGCUCAACCAAAGUGUUCAGAUAUCCCAGAUGCACUGCAACCACCAAGUAAGCCAACAUUGGGAUCCACAAAUAAACCACCUGUGCCCCCAAGACCCCAGAUUAAGCUUACUUUGGCUCCCUCUGAAACCCAGUAUCAGCUUGAGUCCGGAGAUGUUGCCACAGAAAAACUUGACAAACCACCACCUUCCACCAAUAGUACAGAGAAAACUAUGGAAAAGAAUGUAGGCAAAAACAUAGAUCCAAAUGAAGAUCCAGCACAGUCCAAGUCAGCAGCAAGUAAACAAGAUUCUAAGGAAAAAGUUCCAGAAGUUACCUGCAAUGUGCGUGAAGGAACAGAAGAUAAUCAAAUCUGGGAAUCACCUGAGAUUCUCUACCGCAAGAGGUUUGGAAAAUGGAACAAGGCAACAUGUGUAUUUGAGGUUGAAAACCACCAUAAGUAUGUCAACGUUGCAAUCUGGUGUAAAGAACCUUUUAAACCGGGUGGACUUAUUUGUUUAGGCCAUGCAAGUAUAAAACUUGAAGAGAUAGCAAUGGAAUGUCUUUCUACAGCAUCACUGGAGUACCAGGCAACUUUCAGGCUAAGUGCUCCUGAACCAAAAGCUGUUGUUAGUAGGACUGCACUUCGAAAUCUAAGCACUCAUAAGGGAUUUAAUGAGAAACUGUGCUAUGGUGACAUAACACUAAAUUUUACAUAUCUAAAAGAGGGUGAUUCAGAAAACUCUAGUGUUCAAGUGGAAAAGGAGAAAGAAAAGGAAGAUACUUCACCAGAGGACAUUCCUGCUCUCAGUAAGGAGGAUCUUCAUACGUUGUGCACAGACAAUAAGCAUAAUUUCCAAGAUACUCAGUUUCAGAAUCCAACCUGGUGUGAUUACUGUAAAAAGAAGGUCUGGACCAAAGCAGCUUCUCAGUGCAUGAUCUGUGCGUAUGUUUGCCAUAAAAAGUGCCAGGAUAAAUGUCUAGCAGCAGAAACACCCUUUUCUGUUGCUGCGGAAAGAAGAGUUGACUUGGAAGCAAAGUCAUCCUUCAACCGGUCUACUGGAUUAACACGGCAUAUCAUCAAUACUAGUUCUCGCUUGCUGAACUUAAGGCCAGGACCCAGAGCUCGUCUUGCUGAUCCUGGAGUUGAUUUGGUUGAGCCAUCACCAAAGCACACUCCAAACACCUCAGACAAUGAAAGCAGUGACACAGAGACUUACAGUGCCAGUAGUCCUUCCAAACGGCUGGCUUCUUCCACAGGAACCAAGUUACCAGUGAAGAAAGAAGGCGGUCUUGACGAUAGUGUAUUUAUUGCCGUCAAAGAGAUUGGUCGAGAUCUGUAUCGAGGAUUACCAACAGAUGAACGCUAUCAAAAACUCGAGUUGAUGUUGGACAAGCUACAAAAUGAAAUAGACCAGGAACUAGAACACAAUUAUGCUUUGAUAAAAGAAGAGAAGGAGAGCGCAGAUCCUAGAAAGAAGUUGCUGCUGUCUGCUGCCCUUUCAAAGUCAGGUGAACGACUGCAAGCCCUUACACUGCUCACAAUCCAUUAUAAAGCAGGGUAUGAGGAUUUAGAAUUAAGCGAGAGUGCAUCUUCUUCAGAACAGCAAGCAAGAAAGGUCACAAAGAUUUCAGAUGACAUCUUAUCCAUAACAACAGAUGACAUUGACAUUGCCAGUCAGACAGAUGUGCAACCAUUUACUGAUGUAUCAAAUGAGCAAACUGUUGAUGAUGCUGAAUCCCUUUCAUGACUUCAAUUCAAUUUCCCAAUGAAUGUAGUAAACCAAAUUCACUAAUCUGUUAAUUUUUUUUCUGCUUCUGUGCAAUAAUGCAAUUGUUAUUCUGUCUUGUGAAUUUGACUUUUAAUGUAACUAUGGUGUCAACAAACAACACAGCCAGUUCAGUCUAGGAUUUGCCCUCCCCACAGAAGAUUUUUUGUUAGAAUAUUAGUGAGAUAUAUUUAAAUUAAUUCUUGUUGUCAUGGUACUCUGCAGAUGUGUCCACAAUAUGUUGGGAAGGUGGAUUUAAAGUCUCUUUUGGGACCAGGUUUCAGAAUUUGAAUUAUGUCAUAAACCUGUAAUUCUUUAAGUUCACCUUUUUUUUUGUUUGCGUAGAUGUUUCUUUGCCAAACGUGUAUCAAUAUAGCAAACUGUGUGGUGAGCUUUUGUGUCUAUUAAAGGUAUUUUAGCAAAGCUGUGUUUGCUACUAUAUACAUUGUUUCUUUAUGAAUAUUUGUAAUAUAAGGGAUGACUACUCUGAACCUCUGAAAUACUUGUGCAAGAGUGCAAAAUAAUGCACUGACACUUUCUCACCUUUAUUGAAACAGUAAUGUGUAUUACAAAGAGAUAUCUAUUCAAUUCAUACUAAAGUAUGUAUUGCAUUGUAAAACAUUCAGCUAGGUUUACUAAGCAAACCUGCAGGUAUUUAAUUUUGAUAGAAUGUGACAUAAUUCAAACUGACUUACCAACCAGUAAUUUUUGCACAUGUAGGAAAAUUAAAAGUUGUUAAUGAAAGCUGAGAAAGUAAUGCUAAUUAAUUUGAGAGGUUUUCAGUUUGAUUUUGUUUAAUAAUUGGACCUUCGUGUUCCCCAUCUCCACCCCAGCAGGAUGAAGAGUUGGGUGUCUAGGACGUUAGCACUGCCCAAUAAAUAUGAUAUUGCAAAA